ACUAAAGAAAUAGGUUUGAACUAGAUCUGUAACAGAGCCCACAAGACAGCCUCAAAAAAGGCAGGAACCUGUAGGAGAGACCGCUGCCACCGCGCCACAGGGUUUUUCUCUUCCGUUUUUCUUCUUUCUACUUAUCCACACAAAGCCUUCAGCCAACAAAGAAAUGGCCACCAAUGCUAGCCCCUUGCACCCAUACUGGCCUCGGCACCUGAGACUGGACAACUUUGUGCCUAAUGACUGCCCUACCUGGCAUAUACUGGCUGGCCUCUUCUCCGCCUCUGGGGUCUUAGUUGUGACCACAUGGCUGUUGUCAGGACGUGCUGCCGUCAUCCCACUGGGGACCUGGAGGAGACUGUCCCUUUGCUGGUUUGCAGUGUGUGGGUUCAUUCACAUGGUGAUUGAGGGCUGGUUCAGUCUCUACCACGAGGACCUUCUUGGAGACCAAGCCUUCUUGUCCCAACUCUGGAAAGAGUAUGCUAAGGGAGACAGCCGAUACAUUCUGAAUGACAACUUCACGAUAUGCAUGGAGACUAUCACAGCUUGGCUGUGGGGACCGCUCAGCAUUUGGGUGGUGGUCGCCUUUCUCCGCCAGCAGCCUCUCCGCUUUGUCCUACAGCUCGUGGUCUCUGUGGGUCAGAUCUACGGGGAUGUGCUCUACUUCCUGACGGAGCACCGCGAUGGAUUCCAGCAUGGGGAGCUGGGCCACCCGCUUCACUUCUGGUUCUACUUUGUUUUCAUGAAUACCCUGUGGCUGGUGGUGCCCGGAAUCCUCGUGUUCGAUUCUGUGAAGCAGCUCACCCGUGCCCAGAGCCUGCUGGAUGCCAAAGCCACAAAAGCCAAGAGCAAGUAGAACUAAUGAGGGAUGGCUUAGGCUUGAACACUGGCUGAUCACAAACCCUCCACCUGCCAAAAGAGUCCAAUCCUUGCUCCCACUGGUGGAAAGGACAAAGUGAAUCGAUCUCUCAAACUCAGGCUGAUGGUCAGGCACCAAAAGGGCCAGAAAUGGGGAAGAAAGGAGCUGUAUGGAGCUACUGCGAGGAGCUGUUGGGACAAAAGUCCAAGAGAACCUAAGAGGUUUGCAGUGGUGGCAACUUUUAAAACCAAGUAAUAAAAGGCCUUGACCCUAACACUGAGAGAUCUUUAAUUACUGACGCCAAAGAUGGCCCAUAACUGACCCCACAGAUCCCUCCAUCACUCACUCUUUCCACAGACCACCAUUCUCUCAGCCAUAGAUCCCCAUCCUAACCACACAGAUCUUCAGUCACAUAGACCUCACAAAUCUCCAUCACUAACCCCAGAGUUUCCCAUGAUGGCUGAUUAUAUUCAUGAGUCACACACCUGCAAUCUCUUUUAAGGCGUGAUCUACCCACACCCUUGGUGUUCUCUCCAGAACACACUUUCUCAUUCUUUGCAAUAGGGGCAGGCUGAGAAUUUUCCAAAUCUUCAAGUUCUUGAAUUUACUGUGCCUCUUGUCUCCUGAUUAGGUACCCCGCAGACACCCUAUCUUUCAUCUCACAGCCACCCUGUUAACUCCAAAGACCCUCAUCACUGACCCCACAGACUCACCCAUCACUCACCUUAAAGACCCUAUCAUUUAACCAAGAGACCCCAGAGGCCCUCCCAUUACUCACCUCAUAUACCCCAUCAUUAUGUCUUAAAACACCUAUUACUCUCCCACACCAGCCUUUCAUUUGCUCCACAGAGCACCCAUCAUUCACCUCACAAACCUCUAUCACUCACACCACAGACCCCAGUUACCUUGUACAUUUUCCAUCAUUUACCCCACAUCCUAUCACUUAUUCCACAAAUUCCCAUCAUUCACCCCACAGAUAACCCUCAUCAUUCAUCUCACAGUCUCUGUCAUUAACCUCAUAGACCUUCAGUCAUGAAACAAAUGGGUACUUGAGGAAUUUCGAGGAGGUCACAAAGAAUAAGUAAUAAAACUACAGAUAUCUGUAUGCUGGCUCUAGGUGACCUGUGCAGAGCAGGCCAGUCUUGGUUGUGCUUAAACCUACAACGUAACUUUUGAGAAAUGCCUCAUUAUUAAGGCCAAAGCCAUGAGUUAUUACCUCACCUAGUAUCCAUCACUUAAUUAAGGUAUGCUUGCCUUCUUGCUCUUCCUCAAACAUGCCAGGCAUAGCCCCACCUUCCAUUCAUUAUACUGUCUACUCUCUGUGCCACUGACUACCCCUUUGACCUUGAGCAUAUUUCUUCCUGCUUCACUGCUUUCAUCUGUACGAUGCUACCUCAUAGGGUUUUUAUGCAGAUUAAAUGAAUUAAUAUAUGUAGACUAA
This is a messenger RNA of Pteronotus mesoamericanus, 2294 nucleotides long. RefSeq names its product EBP cholestenol delta-isomerase (gene EBP). The transcript is spliced from 5 exons. Gene Ontology annotation, molecular function: steroid Delta-isomerase activity; C-8 sterol isomerase activity; cholestenol delta-isomerase activity. Gene Ontology annotation, biological process: cholesterol biosynthetic process. NCBI's taxonomy places the organism in Eukaryota, Metazoa, Chordata, Mammalia, Chiroptera, Mormoopidae. The record is from RefSeq and is a predicted model, not a curated record. Gene Ontology annotation, cellular component: endoplasmic reticulum; membrane. Bases 164 to 850 code for a protein of 228 amino acids.